AUGAGCGCCCCGCCGGCCCCGAAGCGCCAGACGCGGCGCCAGGCGUCGAACCGGCCGGCCGUGGGCCAGUCGCGGUCCGUCGUGCGGAGCGACGGCACGGUGCUCGCCGCCGAGGUGCUCGAGGUCGACGAGGCCGGCGCGUGCCCGCGCUACUACGUGCACUACCUCGCCCACGACCGGCGCCUCGACGAGUGGGUCGACGAGGCCCAGUUCCACGGCUCCGAGGCCGACUGCGCGUCCGACGGGUCGCCCGCGAAGCGGUCGCACAAGCGGAAGCAGGAGGGCAGCGGCGGCAACGCGGCCUUCGGCCAGCUGCCCCACGCGCGGCGCGCGGGCGAGACGGACCCGAGCGUCGCCGAGCGGCUCGAGGCCGCGCGCGAGAAGAUCACGCGCGUGAAGAACAUUCGGGCGGUGGUCUUCUCCCGGUGGCGUUUGGAGCCGUGGUACUGGGCGCCCUUCCCCGAGACGUACCACGACCGCACGCUCUACGUCUGCGACUUCACGUUACGAUACACGGCUUCCAAGCUGGCCAUGGACGCGCACCACCGCUCCUACGCGGGGCCGCGGCGGCCGCCGGGGAACCGGUGCUACGGCCCCGACGGCGACGGCGUCUGCCUCUUCGAGGUCGACGGCUCGGCGCACGCGCUCUACUGCCAGAACCUGUGCCUGUUGGCGAAGCUCUUCCUGGACCACAAGACGCUCUACUACGACGUGGACCCGUUCCUCUUCUACGUGCUCACGGACUCGUCCGUCGGCGCGGACGGCGAGCCCGAGCACCGCGUGCUGGGCUACUUCUCCAAGGAGAAGCAGAGCGACUUCCACUACAACCUGGCCUGCAUCCUCACGUUCCCCCAGUACCAGCGCCAGGGCCUGGGGACGCUGCUCAUCUCGUUGUCGUACGAGCUCUCGAAGCGCGAGCGGAAGCUCGGGUCCCCGGAGAAGCCGCUGAGCGACCUGGGCAAGCUGAGCUACCGGAGCUACUGGUCCUGGAUCAUCCUCAACGAGCUCCGCGACUACGACGGCACGCGGUCCAUGGAGGAGAUCUCGCGGCACCUCGCGAUCCGCAUCGAGGACCUCCUCAGCACGCUCCACGUGCUCAACAUGAUCCGCCACUGGAAGGGCCAGCUGCUCGUGCGCGCCCACAAGGGCGACAUCGAGGCCAUGAUCGCCGCCGUCAAGCGGCCGCCGCGCCUCUGCGACCCGUCCAAGGUCUCCUGGACGCCGCCCGCGACGCCGCCGCCGCCGCCGGCCGCGUCCAAGGCGAAGGAUAAGGCGAAACCGUAG
This is a messenger RNA of Aureococcus anophagefferens, 1284 nucleotides long. RefSeq names its product MYST histone acetyl transferase-like protein (gene HAT1). The coding region runs from base 1 to 1284 and encodes 427 amino acids. Gene Ontology annotation, biological process: regulation of DNA-templated transcription. Gene Ontology annotation, molecular function: histone acetyltransferase activity. The record is from RefSeq and is a predicted model, not a curated record. NCBI's taxonomy places the organism in Eukaryota, Pelagophyceae, Pelagomonadales, Pelagomonadaceae. The transcript has a single exon.